Perkinsus marinus ATCC 50983 is the source of this 492-nucleotide messenger RNA. RefSeq lists its product as hypothetical. Gene Ontology annotation, molecular function: phosphatidylinositol binding. The record is from RefSeq and is a predicted model, not a curated record. Lineage: Eukaryota; Perkinsozoa; Perkinsida; Perkinsidae. The transcript has 6 exons. The coding region runs from base 1 to 492 and encodes 163 amino acids.
AUGUUAUCAAAUCGAAUCGGUAACUCUAAGCCUGAGAAGUUAGAGCACGCCAAUGCGUACCAAUCCCUAUCCUGGACCGUGUAUAGGAGAUUUUCUGAGUUCGACUCCCUGAUGAUGGAAUUGACUGGAUGCGGACAUGCAUUUCUCCCACCGUUACCUCCCAAGACACUCGUUCGCGCACCAAUGGCUACCUCGGACACCAUCAGGACGAGGACUCACGCAUUGCACAUACUACUUCGGCGACUCAUACAGCGUCCGGACACGCGCUCGAGCCCCCCAUUUCUAAGAUGCCCAUUCAGGUUUGCUGUUACUGGAAUGCAAGUCAAUGCUACGCAGACUAUCGUCAUUGCUUCCCAUGAGGAUUCAACCGCGAUGGCCCGGCUCGGUCGAGUCUGGUCAGUGGUGGAAGCAGAUGAGCUCGGAUCGAUCAACGUCUACCAUCGAGUGAAGUCUGUUGGCGGGCCCCCACCGUACGAGGGGAGAGGCAGGUGA